AUGGGUCUCAGUGAUCCUGGCCACCCUCUAGGACCGGUCGAAUGCGAGGGAAUAAAUACACAGCAGAAAUGCACAAACAUUCACAGAGUUGUCGCACAUUUGGGUCUUUGGGGUCAGAAACGCUGUUCGACGGCUAAUGAAAGUGUUGCCAGUGUGGGAGGAACUGGUUUGAUAGCUGCUGCUGCUGCUGCUUCUGCUGUCUGCCGCGGAACCGAACAGCAGCUAGAGUUGAUAUAA
Molecule: messenger RNA, 237 nt
Organism: Strongylus vulgaris
Lineage: Eukaryota; Metazoa; Nematoda; Chromadorea; Rhabditida; Strongylidae
Source: the annotation of a GenBank genome assembly